Notechis scutatus (mainland tiger snake) is the source of this 934-nucleotide messenger RNA. Its product is annotated as histone H3. Gene Ontology annotation, molecular function: structural constituent of chromatin; protein heterodimerization activity; DNA binding. Gene Ontology annotation, cellular component: nucleosome. The record is from RefSeq and is a predicted model, not a curated record. Lineage: Eukaryota; Metazoa; Chordata; Lepidosauria; Squamata; Elapidae.
AUGGCUCGGACGAAGCAGACGGCUCGGAAAUCAACCGGCGGCAAAGCGCCCCGCAAGCAGCUGGCCACCAAGGCUGCCCGCAAGAGCGCCCCUGCUACGGGCGGCGUGAAGAAGCCUCACCGCUACCGCCCGGGCACCGUCGCCCUGCGAGAGAUCCGCCGCUACCAGAAGUCCACCGAGCUGCUGAUCCGCAAGCUGCCCUUCCAGCGGCUGGUGCGUGAGAUCGCCCAGGACUUCAAGACCGACCUGCGCUUCCAGAGCUCGGCCGUGAUGGCGUUGCAGGAGGCGAGCGAAGCGUACCUGGUGGGGCUGUUCGAGGACACGAAUCUGUGCGCCAUUCACGCCAAGCGGGUGACCAUCAUGCCGAAGGACAUUCAGCUGGCGCGGCGCAUCCGCGGGGAGAGAGCUUAAGUCGGGCGCCCCUCCGGUUCCUUCGGCCUUUUUCGGAAAAAACAAAACAAAAAACCGCCAUACCCAAAGGCUCUUUUAAGAGCCGCCACCCUCGUCUCGAAAGGAGCUUGAGCCUAUUUCUCAAACAAAUCCCGAGGCGGUUAAGGAAGCUUAAGUAAAUGCCGUUUCCCCCAGUGUACCUAGAUUGUAGCAAGGAAAGGGUGAAUUUUGAAGUACACCUAGUUCAUUUUAAGGCCCGAUUGUUCUGGACACAAGUGUUUCCAUUAUUUAAACCGCCAUUUUGAGAUCGGGAAAAUUCUGUAUACGGUGGAGACUUAGGACUAUCUGUGUAAAGGAAUUUCUGUAGCUUUGAAAAGGGUUAUUUCACCUCAAUUGUCCAACUCCUGCGCUUGCCCCAGGGCAGUUACCAGGUCUGAUUUUUCUCCGAUGAGUGAAAAAGGAGAACCUACAUUUCUAACUUCCCCCCCCAACGGCCAGGACACCGCUGAAAACAAACCUCAACUCCCGCCAAGAACUCUAAAUA